AUGCUGGUUUCAGACAUGUCAGACUGGAACUCGACUCCGAAUGUGUUUGCCAGCUGCUUCGGAGUAAUGAUUCUAGCGAGCAUCACCAUGCAGCUAUUUUGGAUAGAGCUUAUGAGCUGCUGCACAGACAAUGGGAUGUUUCUAUCUCCCAUAUUUUCAGAGAGGGUAAUAAGUGUGCUGACCAUAUUGCCAAUUGUGGCCACUCGUUUCCUUUGGGACUCCAUUCAUUUCCGAUUUCCGAUCCACUCCUUUGUAAUUGGCUUUUGUACGAUGUUCAGGGGAUCUCCGAACCCCGGGUGA
Linum tenue is the source of this 300-nucleotide messenger RNA. The record is from the annotation of a GenBank genome assembly. NCBI's taxonomy places the organism in Eukaryota, Viridiplantae, Streptophyta, Magnoliopsida, Malpighiales, Linaceae.